Messenger RNA from Girardinichthys multiradiatus, 3565 nucleotides. It is a transcript of the gene caprin2, whose product is annotated as caprin family member 2. The transcript is spliced from 21 exons. Gene Ontology annotation, cellular component: cytoplasm. Lineage: Eukaryota; Metazoa; Chordata; Actinopteri; Cyprinodontiformes; Goodeidae. Gene Ontology annotation, molecular function: signaling receptor binding. Bases 141 to 2960 code for a protein of 939 amino acids. Gene Ontology annotation, biological process: positive regulation of canonical Wnt signaling pathway. The record is from RefSeq and is a predicted model, not a curated record.
CGGAUGGAUGCUGCCGCCUCCGGUAGAGUAUAUAAAGGUGUGGACUAACACGGCUUGACCUCCGUGCCCCCGAAUAUCACGGUAGGAGUGCUGUUGGUGAAGCGGCGUCUAACAUUGUCCGGAUCUAGGUACGAGUUAUCAUGGUGCAGCUGUCUCCGUCUCAUAACCUAAACGCCCCCCUGGAACCCAAACUAUCUGCUGAUGGGGAGGAAAAGCAGAGGGAGCAACUGAGUGCUGGUAGCCCGAAGGUGGAGAACCGGCCGGGGGGGCUGAACAGCCUGCAGGUCAACCUGGACGUGUCAACCGCUUACCACGGCUAUGAAACGUACAUAGAAGAUGGCCUCAUCUGCCUGAAGCACAAAGUCCGCAACUUGGAGAAAAAGAAGCUGAAACUGAAGGACUACAAGAAGAGGCUGGUCCAGGGUGAGGUGUUGAACAAAGAUCAGAUGGCGGCUGUGGAGAAGUAUGAAGAGGUACUCCAUAACCUGGAGUUUGCACGGGAGCUGGACAAAACCCUGGAUGGCUUAACCCAGAAUUUGCUGAAGGCCCAGAAAAAGGUUGUCAAAAAGGAACAGAUUGCAAAAAUGGAGAUUGACAAAAGGCGUCUGGUCCUGGUGCUUCAGUUCCAACACCUUCUUGGUGGCCUACAGCAGGAGCACAUACAGAAAGACCUUAUGGCAGGACUCAAUCAUGCACCCUACAUCCCAGCUCACCAGCUGCAAAGCCUGAACCAGCUUGCUGCCUUGUUGGGGGUCAAGAGGGAUGGAUUGAGCUUAGAGGAACAGAUGGACCAAGCUGCCCUGGUCUACAUGGACCUUCUGGACGGGAAGGACAAACCUGUGGCUGGAUCUACAUAUAAGCUGCUGAAAGAUGAGCUCAUCAGACUGUCAAACUACAAAUAUUUCAGUUGUCUCCCACCUUCAUCCAGCAAGACUCCAGACUUGUCACUAACCUUAGCCAGCCAGAGCGCUGUAAAGUCAAUGCCAAAAGAACAUUCAAUGAAGUUUUUCAAUGGGCUCUACCUGACUAAUGUGGAGAUGUCAAACACUCAGAACUAUAAGGAGGAUUUUCAGUCUGUAAGAGAGCAGGAGCCUCCAGAUAGCUGGGAUGCAGAAUUCCCUGAUGGGCCCUUGUCACCACAAACUGCAUUUACCAAACCAUGGAAAGGGGCUGCCGUUUUUAUACCUAAAGUGUUCCAAAUCCCCUCUAAAAAACGGACUACUGAAAGCAAACAGAGAAAAGAGAAGAAAAUCAAAGCGGAGCAAAAUGCCAAGUCGCCCAACCAAAUGAAUAUACUUGUGGAAGCUUUCAGUUCUGCCUUACCCAAAGAACCCAUACUCCGGAAGCAACACCUUGAGAACCUCAUGACUAAGAUCCAUGGCUCCUUCAGUUUCAUGCAGGAUUCCCUCCUAGAUGGUGAGACCUUGGUGACCAAUAGUACACCCAUACUAAAUAGGCGUUCUUCUGGAUCGCUGUCUCCUCUAGCCCAGGGAUGUUUAAGAAGCCCCUCUGAUAUUCUGGCCAGAACUAUGCAUUCUACCCCAUUACCUCCCAGGCUGAUGGAGCCCAAAGCCAGUGUUACCAGUGACCUGGAACCUUCCUCAAACCAGUCCCCAGGGUUGCUCCAGCUGGCUAGCAGAAAGAAGUAUUUUUCCCCACCACCAUACCACAGGGAGGCUCCCACAACUGACCAAGAAGAGAACUGUCGAUGUAUGCCAGGAACUAAUUCAGGAAAGCAAUCCCCCUGUAAUGGGCUGAGUUCUAAUACCUCCACUCCACCCAAGGCGGACUCUUUCUCUACUCCUCCAAUGAGGCGAGCUCUCACUACGUCCCAUUUUCAAAACAUUCACUCUGUAAGUUUUCAGAUUAAUCCAGUAAACUUUGCUUUAAGGCUUCCGUCAACUGCUGCUGAGCCUUUAUUCAAUGUCUCAGAUGUCUUAGGGUGGGCUCAAGUCUUUAAGGUGGACACAUCUUUACCUCAAAAUGGAGAACUGCAUUACAAAUCCCGCACUGCAGUUUGUUCUGGGCCCAAGUACAGCACUGCCAGUACCCAAACACCCCCUGAAUUUGCCCCCCCAGAUGAUGAGCCUCAGAUGGUGUACCCAUUGGACUACUCCUCCAUUAAUAGUGGAGAGAUCUUCCUGUCCCCUAGCCUGUCAGACAGAGGUUUGAAUCGGUCCAGUCAGUCCUACACCAGAGGAUCUGUCAGAGGUAUGGCACAUGGCGGCAAGGCACUGGCUUGGCCCUAUUGGUCCUCUGGUUGGCACAGAGGAGGAUCCUACAUCCCCACGGCUCAUCUCAGGGAGUCUGUUCGUGUUCUUUAUGCGGCUAGGGACUCGGGAUACCAACACAUGUACAGACGGGGAGGGAGACAUGGCUCUAGUGCAGCCUGGAGUGACUCUUCCCAGGUGAGCAGCCCAGACCGGGAAGGAGCCUUUACUGUUGUGGACUCAGGUCACGAAGAUUCCUUAUCUGUAUCAACAGCGGAGGUCCCACUGACCCCGCAUAGCCAUCCACCUACAGCCUUACUCCCCAUGCCACUUUACCCACUCUCCCAGCCAUUGCGUGUGGCCUUCACUGCCUCGCGCACAGCCAACUUUGCACCAGGCAACCUUGACCAGCCUAUUGUGUUUGACCAGCUGCAUAGCAACCUGGGGGAGAUGUACGACACCCAUAUUGGCCGGUUCACCUGUCCUAUGAACGGAACUUAUGUUUUCAUCUUUCAUAUCCUAAAGCUUGCCAUCAACGUUCCCCUCUAUAUUAACCUCAUGCGCAAUGAAGAGGUGAUGGUCUCUGCAUAUGCCAAUGAUGGAGCCCCCGAUCAUGAGACUGCUAGUAACCAUGCCAUUCUGCCUCUCUUCCAAGGCGACCAAGUCUGGCUCAGGCUGCACCGUGGGGCCAUUUACGGCAGCACAUGGAAGUACAGCACGUUUUCAGGCUUCUUGCUUUAUCAGGACUGAACUGGUGAAGGCUAAAUGACAACCUUUCCAGAGCGUGGUUGGUGUUUACAACUGACAUUUCAAGACUGGUCAGGCAGAAUGCCAUUGCUUUUUCUCAAUAUAAAGCCCAAAAAACGGUAUCUUGAGUAAAUCGUUCUGUCCAAUUCUGUUAUGGAGGUCAGUUAUAUGUGUGUAUAUAUAUAUAUAUAUAUAUAUAUAUAGUACAGACAUUGUGUUGUACAGAUGGGUGAAGUUGAAACAGUAUUAGUCAAAAUGAGCACCAACAUUUGACAUCUCGUUAAGGACUCUUUUGCAAUGUUCUGAGUCUGUGCCUUUGUUUUUGUUUUAGUUUUUUUUUUAAUGGCAUUUGGAAAACUUGCACACUAUUGUGUUGAGUGAAUAGUUUUCUCAUCGGGUGCAUUACUAGCAGCAUUCUGCUUGAUCCUGUUCCAAGCAUUCUGUCUUGCUGCAGUGAAACCAUAAAGCUAAGGAGGGUGAUAUUGAUGUUCUUGGUGGUGGGUAUGUUGUUGUACACAAGACCAAAAAAUAACACUGAUGACAUGACUUUUGUGUAAUGCAAGAGGUCCCUUGUUGUGCCGGAAUAAAAGAUGAGCAGUAACCUUUGA